Molecule: messenger RNA, 924 nt
Organism: Prunus mume (Japanese apricot)
Lineage: Eukaryota; Viridiplantae; Streptophyta; Magnoliopsida; Rosales; Rosaceae
Product: GTP-binding nuclear protein Ran-3-like
Biological process (GO): protein import into nucleus; ribosomal subunit export from nucleus
Cellular component (GO): nucleus; cytoplasm
Molecular function (GO): GTP binding; GTPase activity
Source: RefSeq, a predicted model, not a curated record
ACUGUCGAUUACCCUAGCUUCAAACUUGUUAUCGUUGGCGACGGUGGAACUGGCAAGACCACGUUUGUGAAACGCCAUCUCACUGGAGAGUUUGAGAAGAAAUACGAACCAACUAUUGGUGUUGAAGUUCAUCCGUUGGACUUCUUCACAAACUGUGGGAAGAUCAGGUUUUACUGUUGGGACACCGCUGGUCAGGAGAAGUUUGGUGGACUCAGAGAUGGUUAUUAUAUUCAUGGGCAGUGUGCAAUCAUCAUGUUUGAUGUUACUGCUCGUUUGACAUACAAAAAUGUCCCCACAUGGCACCGUGAUCUCUGCAGGGUGUGUGAGAACAUUCCCAUUGUUCUGUGCGGAAACAAGGUGGAUGUGAAAAAUAGGCAGGUAAAAGCAAAGCAGGUUACCUUUCACAGGAAGAAAAAUCUCCAGUACUACGAGAUUUCUGCAAAGAGCAACUACAACUUUGAGAAACCUUUCUUGUAUCUUGCCAGAAAGCUUGCAGGAGAGACUGAGCUGCGUUUUGUUGAAUCACCUGCUCUUGCUCCUCCAGAAGUUCAGAUUGACAUGGCUGUCCAAGCAAAGCAUGAACAAGAAUUGGCACAGGCAGCUGCACAACCACUUCCAGAUGACGAUGAUGAUCUGUUUGAGUAGUGCGCUUCUAUGUUUCUGGGUUUUGUUUAGCUUGUUUGAUGUGAUCGGUGACGUGGGUUUCGGUUGUCAAGAAAUUUAUGACUUUACAAUCUUUCUCUGGUUUUCUCCUUUAGAUAUUAGGGUUGGUUGUUGCCAUGGGUACAUGUGAAGAGCCGAGAGACAUCUCUUGUUAGUAGGUCUUAUGUGGGAUUUACAUUUUAACCCGUCAUAUUGAAUGCUAAUUCUCUACGGUGCUGGCUUACACUAGACUAAUGCGAAUAAAAACUAACAUUUCAUCGA